CUUAUUUAUAUUCUCCCUGUCUAGCAAGGGUAAGCAGAAAGCCAAAAACCAGGUGGUCACAUAGAGACGGAGAAAUGAGGAGCAUGAAAGGAGAGGUGUCAUUGAACCUGCCCGCCGAGAAAGCAUGGCAGAUGUACAGAGACAACGAGGUUAUCAGUAAAAUCAAUCCUGAGCUGCUUUCUCGAGCUGAAUAUGUUCAAGGAGAUGGCGGCCCUGGAACUCUCAGGCUCUUCAAGCUUGGCCCUGCCUUGAGAAGCUACGUGGGGGAGUCGGUGGAGAAGAUAGAGAAGGUGGAGACAGGUCGAUCAGUGAGCUACGACGUGGUGGGAGGAGAGCUAAGAAAGAUGUAUAAUCCGUACAAAGUGACCUUCACAUUCACUCCUGUGGAAGGAAAAGAGACGGAAAUGUGCACUGCCCAGUGGCAAGCUGAAUACGAGCCACUGUCUCCCACCAUCCCUCCACCGGAUAAGGCUAGGGAUGCUGCCUUGCGGUUCCUCCAGUGCUUUGACAAGUUUGACCUCAGCUACUAGAGCCCUCAACACAAUCCUUCCUCUAUAUUUCAGUGUAUGGAAUAAGUUUGGAAAGGGUAGAGCAGUCUAUGCUCUCUCUCUCUCUCUCUCCCUCUCUCUCUC
This is a messenger RNA of Cucurbita maxima (winter squash), 632 nucleotides long. RefSeq lists its product as uncharacterized. Gene Ontology annotation, molecular function: signaling receptor activity; abscisic acid binding; protein phosphatase inhibitor activity. Gene Ontology annotation, cellular component: cytoplasm; nucleus. The coding region runs from base 75 to 530 and encodes 151 amino acids. The transcript has 2 exons. The record is from RefSeq and is a predicted model, not a curated record. NCBI's taxonomy places the organism in Eukaryota, Viridiplantae, Streptophyta, Magnoliopsida, Cucurbitales, Cucurbitaceae. Gene Ontology annotation, biological process: defense response; abscisic acid-activated signaling pathway.